Molecule: messenger RNA, 5723 nt
Organism: Taeniopygia guttata (zebra finch)
Lineage: Eukaryota; Metazoa; Chordata; Aves; Passeriformes; Estrildidae
Source: RefSeq, a predicted model, not a curated record
CUCCCUUCUUUCCUCCCUCCCUCCCUCCCUUCUUUCCUCCCUCCGUCCUUCACGCUGCCUCACCCUGUGGUUUAGCCACUCGAGGCCCGAAGAUGAAGGACUUUGUGGCCGUCUGUGCGGACGUGUAAGAGUCAAAAGCUGUGAGGGUGCCGAUGCUGCUGGUGUGUGAGCUUUUUCAAUCAGAAAUAAUAAAACCCAGAGUCUUGUGUCCUCGAGCAGAAUGAAGCUUUAAACAUUUAAGUUCAAAGAUUGCAAUUACAAAGAGCCUCUUAAUUUCCCCUGCAUUGUGCAAUGUCAGCUGGUGGCUGCGACAGUUUAGGCUACAGAUUUCCAAACUGGAUGCUGAGAAAUCUUUGGAUAAUUCUGAAGAGUCCCUGAAGGUUAAAUUGAUCUCACAAGCAAAUGGAGAUUUUUCCAAGGAGUGGAAAGCCCCAGGAGCGCUGACCUCGCCUCUGGAGCCGGGCCUGCUGGGAUGUCACCAGCAGUAACACUCUGCUUCUCCUAAUAGCAGGGCAGGAGAGCACUGAUCACAGGGUACAAGGACAGGAAGCUUUUGCUGUUAAACAUACCUUUUUGGCAUCCUGAAAGCUUUGUCAUGUCUGCAGACAGAAAGGAAAAAAGAUGUGUUCAUUUAUUAUUUUCCUGGGAAGCCCAGUGCUGCGCUGAUCCCUGAGCAGGUUAACCCUUACACAGCUGUAAGCACCAAGGCUGCACUGCUUAUUUCAAGACCUGUCUGAAUGGCUAAGGAGUACUCAGACAAUCAAAGAAAAUGGCUCCAGUGACAGCUUGGCCCCCACUGAAUGUGCAAGGUCUAAACCUGUGCUGAACGGUGUGAGAGUUGCUGAAGGAUGAGACCCCCAGGCACAGCAGCCUCUGGCUGAGGACAUCAGAGCUGGCUGAUGAGCAGUGACUGCCCUGUCAGUGCUCCCAGGAGCAGUAGGACAACUUUAUAAACCUAAAUAUUGUGUAGUCUUAUUCCAAGAAGAGAACCAAUUACAAGCUCAUUCUGUUUGCCAACCAGAAUCUGGACCAGACAUAAUAACAGUGAGGCAAAAGAAAUCUCUGAACUGCUUCCAGUGGACACCCCAGGAAUUAUUACCUAAGCAACUAACCUUUUAAGUGGACAGUAUAUGAUGCCUCUGAGCCUCGUGCAGGCUGGUCCUUCCCUUGUGCUCCCAAUCAGCUGCACAACUUGACCCUCUGCACAAGAAAAGCCAGUCUCCCUGCUGAGCCCAGUCAGAAUCCAUGCAGCAUCCGUGUGAAGUGGCGCCGCUGGAGCCCACGGAGAUUCUUCAGUCCUGCUCAAACCCUGGAGCCAAGGAUACUGCUGUGGAUGAUGCUGUGUUAAGGAAGAAAGAGCAGAAAGAUGUUGAACUUGAUAAGAAAAUCUUGGCUUUGCGGAAAAAAAAUGAAGCGCUGAUACGAAGGUACCAGGAAAUAGAAGAGGACAAAAAGCGAGCGGAACAGGGGGGAAUGGCUGUUACCUCCAGGAGGCCCAAGCAGGAUGGACUUACUAUUACCAUCACCAAAGCUCACAAUGACCUGAAAGAUGCAAUUACCCAGACUGAACACUAUGGACAAGAUAGCCCAGCCCUCUCAAUGGACAAAAGGGUGGUGAGUGAGAAAUGGGGAAGCCCCUGUCCUACAAGCCCUGCAUUUGGCAUUGGCAGUGAGGAAGAGGAGGAGGAGGAGGAAGCAGAUCAUAUGUUCACAUUCAGGAUGGGGAAGAGGAUGCAGCUGGCUGUUACCAUGGACAACAAAGCAAAGGGCAAGAGGAUUGUCAGUGAGAAACGCGCCGAGAGCUUCCCUGGCCCGGGCCGAGUGCCGGACCUGAGCGAGGAGGAGAUGGACCAUUUGGUGGCUUUCCGACGGGGAAGGAGGAUGCAGAUUGCCAUCACCAUGGAUAACAAGGAAAAGGGAGAAGAGCGGAGAACAGCAGAGAAGAGGAGAUCAGACAGUGAGAGAGGCCCAGAAAGUGAGCACAGCCGGAAGGAUGGUGGGAAGCCAGUCCAGAAGAGCCCUGGAGACCUGAGUUUCCCCAUGACUGGCCGGGAGCGCUCAGAGUACAUCCGCUGGAAGAGGGAGCGAGACCAGAUUGACCUGGAGCGCCUGGCACGUCACAAGAAUGCCAAGGGCGAGUGGCGACGGGCUUGGGAUGUGGAGAAAUCAGAGCACAUGUUUGAAGAGGACUUUGUUAAGGAUGGGGAGCCAGCCUUGGAUAAUCCCAGCAGUAAGAAAGGGGGAAGGAAUGCAAGGAAAUUCCAGCACAGGUCUUUUCCUGCAGACGGGAGAGGUGGAGGACAUCAUGGAGUGAACGUGAGCGACCUUGGUCCGAAAGCAGUGCCUGCUGUGAGCAGCCGAGCCAAGGGGAAGGACAGACUGACAGGCAGAGCCAGAAGAUGGGAUGCAAAAGAAGGCGAGGACAUGUCUCUUGUGAAGGAUGACCUUGAUGGCCAGAGGAGCCUUGGUACGGACAGGCGGAAGAGCAGAGGUGACGAGGGGGUGGAAGAGAACUGCACAGCUGAGCUGGAGGAAAAGGGGAAACAGCCAAGCCUCCAGAAUCACGGGGCCUCCUCCUCACAGCAGCUGCAAAGUGGGAAGGUCCAGCCUGCCCAGAAUGGCCAGAAGGAGGAGUGGAGGGGAGUGAGGGGCUGCAGCACAGAGGUAUCUGUGGCCAGCGCCGGGAACUCCGAGCCAGGGCCCAAGCCAAGCAAGGAAAGUCUUGGGGAAGAUGCCAGUGGGAAGCCUGGCACUGCUGACAUGUCCCUGGAGAAGGAGAGCACUGACAGCACUGCUUCAGAGAGCAGCCUUCAGAGCACUGUGCAAGGCACUAGGCCUGGCAGCGAGGAGACCUUGUCACUGCCCGUGGGAGUGAAUGUAGAUGGAGCUGGGUUGGAGAAACAGCCAGCUUCAGAACAGGAGCCCUCUGAGAACUCUUCCAGCAGCCAUGGAGGAAAGCUCGACACAGGAGCAGGAGACAGACUGGAUGCAGACCAAGGACAGCUGGUGAGCAAAGGAGGGGAAGAAGUGACCCAAAACACUGCUCUUGAGGGACAGGCACUUGCACUACAAGAAAGUGAAGAUGCUGAAGGCACUGAACACCAUAAGCCUUCACCCCCAGGGAAAGCCAGCUCUGACAAGGCUGUUGUGCCUGAGCAGGACACGGCAAAAUCCCAGUCUGGGGAAGGGGACCAACCUGAAGACUGCAAGGACAAGGACAGUGGGGACACUCAUAACUAGCAGAUUGCACCAGCUUGCCUGAGACAUAAGAGGCAGCAGCUCUUUUCCAUACGUAGGCACUGGAGGCAAUGAGCUGCUCAGAGCCAGGUAGGCAGAUCCCCCCACCAAGUGCCUUUCCCAGAUUCCAGAAGCUUUUCUGCAGAACCUACUCAGCAAUGUAUCCCCCGGUGUUGCUCAGUAUUCCUCCCAGAGGUACAAAUGAGCUUAGGGAUGAAAUGGCUAAGCUGCUAACAAAGACUUUCCCUAUAAUCCAAUCCAUAUAAAAGGCAGGGAGAAGUGCAAGCGUCAUAGUGAUUUCAAAAAGACAAAACAUCAGGAACCAGCAGGAGCUGGUUCUAUGUUUGAACUAAAAUUCCUUCAAGUGAGGGAAAUUAAUUCCAACAGCAUUUAGAAUACUGUUAUGAAAUACCUGGAUGGACAUAGUGGGAGAUUACUGUCCAGCCACGCCUCUCCAAUCUACCAAAAUUCCCACCAAAUUAGAGGAUGAAGGAAUUAAUGAAUACUUUGCUUACUCAGGGUAACUUUAAUUAGACAUCAACUAAGAGCAAAGAAUAAAUUAGAGUAGUCCAUUUUUAUCUCAGUGAUGGAGAUUCCCAUGGUUUGGUAAUAGGGCCCUGAGUCCACGUCAGAGCUCAGCAGGUAUAUGUAACAGCUGGAAACAUCUGUACUCAGUGAUAAUGAUGCACUGACCCCCUGCCAUGCUAGUGGGACCCAUGUCCCACUCACAUUAAAUGCAGAUCUCACAUCCCUUCCUGCACAACUGCAGCCCUGUGCACGUGGGUUUCACAGCUCCCCCUCCCAACAUCUAUUUAUGGUACUAAAAAUCUCCAGCACCUUCAAAUCAGUGGGAGAUGCUGUGCAGAGAGUGUGGUGGGGCUUUCAUCCUUCGCUUCAAAUAACAAGGAAUAAAUAUUUACUCGAAAUGCAGGACUGGAAUCCCUGGAGAAUGUCCAACAAGUCCCAGAGAAGCAAACGAUACACAAAAACCACAGAAGCUUUUCCCUGAAUUCUCUUGAGAAAAUUAAUCUUAACAUCUUUAGAGAAAAUGCAGCUGGGGGUAGAUUUCCAGAGCAGCUCCAGGGAUCUGACCUUGCAGCACUGGCUGACGUAAACAGGAGUGGGGCAGGCAGGGCUUGAGUGCUGCAGGACGGAGCAGGUCAGCAGAGGUCGGCUCUGAUGCAAACCAGUGCCCAAGGUUGGUGCAGGAAACAGCACAAGCAAAAACCAGCACUUCCCAAAACAGUUGCAGAGCUGCAGAAGAACAACGAGCUUCCUUGAGGUUCAGGAGACAGGAAGAUACCAUCUGCUGGUAUGUCUGGGGAGUUGGCCUAGGAUUGGCAGGGUCAAGGGCUUGGCUUGAAUAGUACUGGCUUUCCUGGUCCUUCCUGCAGCCCACACCACCCUCUGGAGCCCAUCCUCAUGCCAUGGGCAUUUUAAAUUCCCAGAGCACCUCUGAGUACCACCCUAAGUACCCCCUAAGUGGAGAGCUUAGUCUUUACGCAGAGUCAGGGAGUGGGACUUGACAUAGUUGUCUCCAUAUCUCUGGAGUGAUGGCACAACAUGGGAGGACAGUGUUAACGCUGGAAAGUACAGGGAUUCUGUGAGAAUGGUGCAAGAGACUAAGGACACACAGGGAAGGCUCCAGGGCUGUUGAGAGAAUGUUGUUUAGUCUAGAAAAAUGAAGGCAGAAAGCAUGGAAUUGUGAUCUCUGUAAAUAUGUGGGUAGUGAACACCAGCAAAGGUGAAGAAAUAUCCAAGCCAGAACACAAUGCUGGGGCAGGGUCCAAUGUAUUGGAGAAGCCCAGGAAUAAAUAUGGGAAAAUUAGGAAACGGUGGGUACCUGUCAGAGCACUUGGAAGCUUGCCAUGGCUGAAUCCCGAGGGCCACUUAUUGGAGCUUAAUAUGUCUAAACACAACUCAGGGCUCUGAUGGGUGAGCUGCUGCCAUUCCAAACACCGGGAAUGGAGCUGCUCUCAUAUCCCACAGUUGUUCCUGCUAUCCCAGACCUUCAUCAGCUAUGUUCAGCUGCAGCUUCAGGGAGUUCUGCACAUCCCUCCAUCACAUGGAACCUGACCAGUAGGUCCCACAAGGACCUGCUGUUGGAUUGGCUGUGAAGGCCAUCCCAGUGACAUCCCCCAGCCAGCCAGGCUGGGAGGUGUGAGACAGACAGCAGUGAUCUGUGUCAGUCCUCUCCUGGUGACACUGACACACAGAAGGAAUUCUGCCACCACAGAAUUCCCAUUCUGCUGGCAGAGCCCAGGCAGCACAUGGGAGCAUUCCUGCCCUGAACCUCAGCUCACAGCCAGCCCGCAGCUGCUCCAUCUCCCACUAGCCCUGGAGUUCUGUAUGGGAAAGAGGAUACAGUGGUAAAUGUGAGAAAGGCUAAUCACUCUGGCUAAUUACCAAGAGAAGCAAUGACUUUAAAGCCCACCAGUGUCUUGGCUGUGAAGACUCACUCAUGCAUGGGAAGAAGGUAUCUGUAU